Messenger RNA from Coffea arabica (coffee), 2050 nucleotides. Its product is annotated as putative late blight resistance protein homolog R1A-4. Gene Ontology annotation, biological process: defense response to other organism. Gene Ontology annotation, molecular function: ADP binding. The record is from RefSeq and is a predicted model, not a curated record. NCBI's taxonomy places the organism in Eukaryota, Viridiplantae, Streptophyta, Magnoliopsida, Gentianales, Rubiaceae.
AUGAAAGAUGCAGCGAAGGUAUUCAAGGUAGAAUGUUGCCCCAAAGAGUUAGCGGCAGUUGGAAAAGAAAUUGCUAGGCAAUGUCAAGGAUUGCCUCUUGCAAUUGUUGCUGUAGCUGGUAUACUGAAGAUGACAGAAAAGAGCCGAAAUUCAUGGAAGAAAAUAGCAAACAGCUUGAGCUCCCAGGUACUCAAUGGCCCAGAAGCUCAGGGCCAGUCAGUCCCAGAACUAAGCUACCAAUACUUGCCCGAGUAUCUAAAACCAUGCUUUCUCUAUAUGGGAGUUCUUGGUAAAGACAAAGAUAUUCUUGUUAGCAAGUUGAUUCAGUUGUGGCUUGCAGAAGGGUUAAUACCAAAAACGCAGACAAAGAGCUUUGAAGAUUUGGCAGAGGAUUUUUUGAUGGAGUUGAUUGACGCAAGCUUGGUAAUAAUCUCCAAAAGAAGAUCCAAUGGCAAAGUCAAAGCAUGCCGUCUUCACUCUUUUAUGCUUGAUUUCUGUCUGUCAAAAGCCGAAGAAGCAAACUUCUUUCAGUUAGUAACCAGGUGUGAUAAGCCAUAUGCUUGGUUUCCCAGUUCAGAUUAUAGUUUUGAAUUUGAUUUUUACCAUUUGCCUCCUGUUUCAUUUGCAUCCUAUCGGUUGGCUGUAAGUCUGAAGCAAAAUCAUUUUCUUGGAUCAAGACCUUCUGGCCUGGGCACCCGUUCUUUGGUUUUUUUUGCCUCUACAGAUUCCAAAACUAGACGGCCUUACGACAUCUCAUUAAUUUUGCACAACUUUAAAUUACUUAAGGUGUUGGAUUUCGAAUGCAUGGACAUGGCUUCUUUUCCUGUCGAAAUUGGACUACUGAUUCACUUGAGAUAUUUAGCUGUUGGGGGGUAUGUGACAUCUAUUCCAAAAUCAUUAGGCAACCUCAGGAAACUGGAAACUCUUAUUGUGAAAGGAUUGAGUGGUAAGAUCAUCUUGCCAGAUACGAUUUGGAGCCUGACAAGUCUGAGGCAUCUUCAUGUGAAAAUCCAUGUUGCUUUCAACUUGGAUGAUGCAGUGUCUGAAAACUGCUCUGUUUUAGAAAAUUUGGUCAGUUUUUCCUGCCUGUCUCUUUCUUGUGGUGAAGAUGCAGAAAGGAUGCUGAAGAGGUUUCCAAAUCUUUGCAAACUGAGUGGCAUAUUCUAUGAAUCACCAGAUUCUUCCACGAACUGCAAUCAGUUUCCGAGAUUGAAAUGUCUAACUCAUUUGGAGUCACUCAAGAUAUUCUACUAUGGAAGCCCUCUUAACAAUGGCGAGUUCAUCCUCCCUUUGAAUCUAAAGAAAUUGACUUUAUCAAACUUUCGCCUUCCAUGGAGUCAUAUCUCCACAAUUGGGAGACUACCAAACCUGGAAGUUCUCAAGUUACUUUCUGGUGCCUUUGAGGGGAUGAUAUGGGACGUGGAAGAAGAGUUUCAGAAUCUUAAGUUCUUGAGCUUAGACAAUUUGAACAUUGUUCAAUGGAAUGCCUCUUGUGAUGAUUUUCCCAAGCUUGAAAGACUUGUCUUACAAAAUUGCAGAGACCUUGGAGAAAUUCCGUCGGAUUUUGUGGAUAUACUUUCACUGCAAUUGAUUGAAGUGAAUUGGUGUGGACAAUCUGUAGAAGAAUCGGCCAUGAAUAUUAGUGAAGAAACAGGAGAGGUCAAAGUCGUUAUAAAGAGUUCAUGUUGGAGAUCAUGAUCAGCAUGAAUUGGAUAAAACCUCUUUAUACUUCCUCUGAUCACUCGUCUGUAGCUGGCAAGGCUCAAUCGAAACUUGAGAGCCCCUGUUCACCACAAGCAAGAACUUUUGGCCAAGCUUUGCCUUACAUUGGAGCUUUCCCUUUUUCAUGCUCUGUAUUGUGCUUUUGAUCUUUGGAACGAAUGUGACAAUGUGACUUAUUUUGACUGGCUUUGGAUAUUAGCUUUUUCCGCCUGCUUUUUAUCAUACAGUGGGUUGUCUAUUUUGAAUUUAUCAUACAAUGCCUGCUUGUAGAUGUGUUCUGAGAAUGUUUGUUUGAUGAAAUUGAAUUACAGUUGCCUUUCAUCAUCAA